Molecule: messenger RNA, 1803 nt
Organism: Rhinichthys klamathensis goyatoka
Lineage: Eukaryota; Metazoa; Chordata; Actinopteri; Cypriniformes; Leuciscidae
Gene: lpar6b
Product: lysophosphatidic acid receptor 6b
Exons: 1
Coding region: 642-1679 (345 amino acids)
Biological process (GO): positive regulation of Rho protein signal transduction; phospholipase C-activating G protein-coupled receptor signaling pathway
Cellular component (GO): membrane
Molecular function (GO): lysophosphatidic acid receptor activity
Source: RefSeq, a predicted model, not a curated record
ACAUCUCAUUGUGUAAACUAGAGACUGAACAGCAGGUUGGGUACUAAAUACCUCACAUUGCUACAACAAAGUGACAAACUAUGAAGAUCUUGAAGAGACACAGAAGAUCAUCAAGUCUCAGUAAAGGGAAGCCAAGAGGAGGAACAAGACACUGAAAUCAAAACUGGGCUGAUUUAUGGAAAUAUCUUGUCACUUUUUUUGUGAAGAAAAUCAACCGGCUACGGAUUAACUAUUCAUCAAAGCGUAAAGAUUGAAGAAGUCUUAUUAGCAUCACAAAUCUUGCGAGCACCUUGUAACUUCAGAUAUAAAGAGCAAACAACUACAAACCAACUUCCAGUGAAGAUAACAAGGCAGCUAUUCAUUGAAGCACACACAUCUUCCACCACACCUUGAGAAGAGAAAAAAAAGGCAAUCUAAUGCGGCUUGUUAAUGCAAACGUUUACGUGUGAACUUCCGUUGCACAUUGACAGUAGGAUAGCGCAACAUCUGAACGGUAAGAAGCUUCUUAAGGCAACCCCGUGAAAUGUUUACAGACUGGAUUUGUAUACUUUUACAUGGAUCUCCAUGGAAUUUUAUGUUGUGGUUCUCUGACCUUUGAAAGCAACACAGGACAGUGACUCCUUUUAAGCCAAACAACAUUAAUGAUGACCGAUAACAAGAGUUGCACCAUCAACAGUGAUGUUUUUAAAUAUGUGUUAUACAGCUCUGUUUUCAGUAUCGUCUUUAUUCUCGGGCUUCUCUUCAAUAUGGUGGCCAUGUACAUUUUUGUAUGUAGACUGAAAAUGCGCAACGAGACCACAACGUACAUGAUGAACCUUGUGGCCUCGGAUACUCUCUUUGUCUUCAGCUUGCCUUUCAGGACGUUCUACUUCAUCAAUCGUACGUGGCCUUUUGGUAAAGCUCUCUGCCAAAUCUCAGUGGCCUUGUUUUACACCAAUAUGUAUGGCAGCAUCCUCUUCCUCACGUGCAUCAGCGUGGAUCGCUUCCUGGCAAUCGUUCAUCCCUUCGCAUCUAAAACAUUGAGGACAAAGCGCAAUGCUAGAAUAGCCUGCUGUGUGAUAUGGGUGCUUCUCCUGUCGGGAGGCCUAACCGCAGGGUUUGUGAUGGACACCACAUCACACAUGAACAACAAAACCUACUGUUUUGAGAAUUUCUCAAAUUCGCAGUGGAAGUCCAUGGUUUCAAAAGUUGUGGUGUGUAUGGAGACAGUGGGCUUCUUGAUUCCGUUAAUGAUCAACUUUACCUGCUCUAUGAGGGUCCUGCAGACUUUACGACACCCAGAGUGCAUUAACCGUGGAGGGCAGCUGAACAAGGCCAAGAUCUUGCGUAUGAUUGCAGUGCACUUGUUAAUUUUCUGUUUUUGCUUUAUCCCGUACAAUGUCAAUCUGGUCUUCUACACCCUGGUCAGAACUCAGGUUAUUACGAACUGCACUGUGGAGUCAGUGGUCCGGACGAUUUAUCCAAUCACGUUCUGCAUUGCUGUGACCAACUGUUGUUUUGACCCAGUGAUCUAUUACUUCACCUCAGAGACGAUUCAGAACUCUAUUAAACGGAAGUCUUAUGCUGUCCACAAAAACACAUUAAACAACACAGUUGACACCAGUGAUAACAGAAGCAGUUCGAUGAAUAAAAUCAUCUCUCUAAAAGCUAAAUUCAUAAUUGAAGAGUCUACAAUUUAACCAAAGUUCAGGCAGCCAAUUUUUUUAUACCAAUUUUAUACCAAAUUCUCAUCUGACAUAUUCAGCCAAUGUUAGCAAUUGUUUGGCACAGGAUAUAUUUGACUGAUGACUAACUGAAGACUGC